AUGUCGGACGCCCAUCUUCCUAACUCGCAUCCCGACGUCACCCCGGGAUGGGAGGACUACGAAUUCCCGAGAACUGGACUUCCUGAAGCGAUCAAGACUAAACCUGUGGAAGGAUCAAAUGGCGAUAGAUACAGUGGCAGUGUUCCCCUGGUCUGGUGUGCCAACGCCGGAAGGACAUUGUCUGCCCAUGGAGGGUAUUGUGCGACUGUGUUGAUGACUACGGCACGUCAGUACAACUGGGAGAAACACCAAAAGCUAGCACACACUGAGCCGCUUAACUUGUUUGUCGAGUUCCUACAUCCCUUGCCAGCAGGGCCAUUCGAAGUUGCCCUCGAAACUCUCCAGGCUGGAAACCGAGGCUCAACGAUUCAAGCAAAGCUUUUGACAGGCAAAGGUCAAAAGCAGCAGACAUGCAGCAUUGCCAUAAUAAGAUUCGGCGUCCUCCAGGACGAGGGCUACGUACACAACGUUCAGCCUCCAAUUAGGCCGGUGCCAGAUAGGGAGAAGGAGUGCGUCAGAUGGACUAAUGCCCUUACCUACCAAUUCAACCCACCAACUGCGGCGGUUCGAGUUUAUACCCCAAGAGACAGCGGCACUCCUCUCUGGAGUGAAAAGUACGGCGGCCGGAACGUGAGAUACCAAUGGACCAAGAUGGACGACGAAGACACGUUCCGACUAGAGCAUAUCCCGAUCCUGGCAGAUCUAAUCCCCGUUAUGCCGCUCAACUACGCAGAGGACGGCAUACUAAUGGCCGCUCGUUACCGAAUUCCAACUACCUGCUUGCAGAUCACGUUUCAUGCACCGCUCAAUAAUGACGAAUGGCUUGUAACCCGAACUACAAUGGAGAGAUUGUAUGCGGGAAGGUUCGAUAUGAAGAUUCAGAUGUACGACGAACAAGAAAAUCUCGUAGCAUCUUGUGUUAACCUGUGUGCGAUGAUACCACAGUCCAAGGAGAAGGCCAGAGGGAAACUUUGA
Messenger RNA from Fusarium keratoplasticum, 975 nucleotides. RefSeq lists its product as uncharacterized. Lineage: Eukaryota; Fungi; Ascomycota; Sordariomycetes; Hypocreales; Nectriaceae. The record is from RefSeq and is a predicted model, not a curated record. The transcript is spliced from 3 exons. Bases 1 to 975 code for a protein of 324 amino acids.